GUUUGACAUGGAAGUGUCCGAGGACCCCCCUCCGGGCGGCUGUUCAUUUGCACACGGUGCAGACAGAACAGAGUUAGUCACAAGGCGGCAUCAAGUAUUUCACUUGCGUUCUGGGUGUUUGAGAGGAUGUUGAGACACUUUCCACAGAGGAGCUGAGAAGAAGCCAGAAAGAAACAGGAAACAGAUUUUAAGCCUGUCGAAUGAGGACUUGCCCGCACUUUCCUAUAAAUUACUUUUUUUAAAUAGGCUAUACUAUAUAUAUAUAUUCUUGAUAGUUUAUUUUAUUUAUUUUUUAUUUAAAAUAUUUUUUGAUUGUUUGUUCCGGGACUAUUUAGUUGAGGCUGAUUAAGACAUCAGUCAUGUUUAAGAGCAGGAAUCCGGAGAAAAGUCACCUGGUGAAAGAGGCGAGGAACAGCUACAGCAUGGGGAGCCAUGAGCCAUUACUGAAAGACAGCAUGAGUGGCAUCAAGCAUUGCCAUGACAACAGCCAUGCCCAGGAGGACAGAGAGUCGGAGAAGAAAGUGGCCAGGAAGAGGCUGUACACCGUUUCUGUCAUCUGUCUGGUUUUCAUGAUUGGUGAGAUCCUCGGUGGGUAUUUUGCGGGCAGCCUUGCGGUGAUGACGGAUGCUGCCCACCUGAUGGUGGACUUCACCAGCUUCAUCAUCAGCAUCUUGUCCCUUUGGCUCUCGUCCAGACCGGCCACACACAAGCUCAGCUAUGGCUGGCACCGCGCAGAGAUCUUGGGUGCUCUGCUGUCAGUUUUUACCAUCUGGCUGGUAACAGGAGUGUUGGUGUACCUGGCUGUGGAGCGCCUCAUCAGUGAUGAGUACACCAUCGAGAGCACUAUCAUGCUCAUUACUUCUGGUUGUGCUGUGGUGGCCAAUAUUAUCAUGGCAGUCACUCUUCACCAGUCAGGCCACGGACACAGUCAUGGUGGGCUCAGCUCACACGGCCACGGCCACAGUCACAACGGGCAAAGCUCACACGGCCACGGCCACAGUCACAAUGGGCAAAGCUCGCACGGACACAAGACUGUAAAAUACGAUCCGGUCUCAAACGGCACCCACAGCACUGACGACUCUGAAGACAUAGAGCAAAAUGAUUCUGAUCAUCAACGGAAGAGUCAGCAGGCUAACGCUAGCGUGCGAGCAGCUUUUGUGCACGUGGUUGGAGAUCUUCUGCAGAGCGUCAGUGUGCUCGUCAGCGCCAUCAUUAUCUUCUUCAAGCCUGAAUACAAGAUAGCUGACCCCAUCUGCACCUUCCUGUUCUCCAUCCUGGUCCUAUGCACCACCUUCACCAUCCUGAGAGACAUCCUUCUCGUCCUGAUGGAAGGUACUCCGUCGGGGGUGAAGUACAGCGAGGUGCGAGACCGCCUGUACGCGGUGAAGGGGGUCAAGGCCGUCCACAACCUCCACAUCUGGGCCCUCACCGUGAACCAGGCUGUGCUGUCUGCGCAUGUGGCCAUAGAUGAGUCGGUGGAUGCUCAGACGGUCCUGAGAGAAAUGACGCAGGCUUGCUUCUCCUACUACAACUUCCACUCCGUUACGAUCCAGAUGGAGCGGCAGGCCGACCUGAAGCCUGGAUGCAAGCUGUGCGAGGACCCCAAGAUUUAGGGAUCUGGUGACGAUGAAUGUUUUACUGUGACAUCAAUGACGAACUCUCCUGACUGUGCCUUAAGUGCUUUCAUGCUCCCAAAGAAUUAACUUGAGGUGAAAGUGAUUUUAGGGGAAAAGCUAAUUUUCCCGCGCUCCCAUGUGAAGUUGAGUCCUGUAUUUGUGCUUUUUAAAUGUAUUUAUGAAACUGAAAUCGCAAAGUGUACUCUAUGCAGUAAGUACUGGUGUCCCUGGAACCCGUCCUUGUAUAUUACUUGAUGUGUGAAGUGACCGCUAACUUAUCGUUGAGACGGUAGGUCGAGUUUCUGUUAGUUUUUGAGCAUUAACUUAUUGUGUCGACCUCAGGCUUUGGGCUCGGGCCACUGUUUGCAACGCUUGUUACAUUUAAAUACAGAUUCCAUUUAUUUAUACAGGAUACAAACACUUUUUUUCUCUUAGUUUGCACAGUUAUAAGUUACAAGCUCAAUGAAUUAUUCAAUAAAAUAAAACUUUUUCAGUCUUAAAA
This is a messenger RNA of Mugil cephalus (flathead mullet), 2118 nucleotides long. It is a transcript of the gene slc30a8, whose product is annotated as solute carrier family 30 member 8. Gene Ontology annotation, biological process: zinc ion transmembrane transport; insulin secretion; response to glucose. The coding region runs from base 360 to 1613 and encodes 417 amino acids. Gene Ontology annotation, molecular function: zinc ion transmembrane transporter activity. The transcript is spliced from 9 exons. The record is from RefSeq and is a predicted model, not a curated record. NCBI's taxonomy places the organism in Eukaryota, Metazoa, Chordata, Actinopteri, Mugiliformes, Mugilidae. Gene Ontology annotation, cellular component: plasma membrane.